CCAGAGCCGAGUGACGACCUUGCCGGUACAUUGUCGGCGGCUCCCGCGGCCGCCGCCCGCCCGCGGGCCUCCAUGGCCUCGACGUCGUCGAGCUCGCAGCGGCGGCGGGACGGGGGCGACGAGAAGGAUGGCGACGAGCGCAAGGGCGAGGUGGACCGCUACGGCGCCGACAGCCCCGGGGGCGCCGAGCCCAUGUCCGCGGAGACCCCGGCGCGGCCGCGGCAGGCGCGCCCGCGGCGUCCGUGUACGUCGCGCGCCGCGUCGCGCGCGCCGAGGCCCGGCGCCGCGCGCGCGCGGCGCCGCCGCCGCCGCGGAAGCGGCGGAAGCGGCGCCCCCUGGGGCCCUUCCGGGGCGUGGGCCCGCCCCCCGCCCGGGCGGGAGCCCACUUUCCCCGCACGCGCGGACCGUGACGUCGACGUCGACGUCCGGUACAACGUCUUGGACGUCGUGGGCCAGGGCGCCUACGGCGUCGUCUGCGCGGCCCACGACGAGGUCGCGGGCGAGGCCGUCGCGAUCAAGAAGAUCAGCAACGCCUUCGAGCACGCGACGUACACGAAGCGGACGCUCCGCGAGAUCCGGCUGCUCCGGCUGCUCCAGCACGACAACGUCAUCCGGUUGCGGACGCUGCUGCCGCCCGUCAAGUCCGACGGCUUCAAGGACCUCUACAUCAUCAGCGACCUGAUGGAGACGGACCUGUCGUCGGUCAUCAAGUCGCCGCAGCCGUUGAGCGACGACCACGUGCAGUUCUUCAUCUACCAGGUGCUUCGGGGCGUGAAAUUCCUGCACUCGUCCGUGCCGCCCGUGACGCACCGCGACCUCAAGCCGCGCAAUUUACUAGUCAACUCCAACUGCGACCUGAAGAUCUGCGACUUUGGGCUGGCGCGCGUCGACUUCGACGAGCAGUCGGCGGGUCGGGUCAAGGCGAUGACGGACUACGUGGCGACGCGGUGGUACCGCGCGCCGGAGAUCAUCACGGGCUGGGUCGAGUAUACGAAGGCCGUGGACAUGUGGGCCGUGGGCUGCAUCUUAGCGGAACUGCUGGGGCGCAAGCCGCUCUGGCCGGGGUCCGACAGCCAGCACCAGCUCGAGCUCAUCUGCCAGUGCGUGGGCAAGCCGGGCCCGGAGACCAUCGACCGCAUCCAGACGCCGGAGAUCCGCGACUUCGUGCUGUCCAUCCCGAACAACCGGCCCGUGGCCUUCCACGACCUCUACCCGGACGCGAACCCGCGCGCGUGCGACCUAUUGCGGGAGCUGCUCAUUUUCGAGCCGGAGCGGCGCUGCGACGUCGAGGCGGCGCUGGCCCACCCCUACCUGGCCCAGCUCCAUUUUCCCGACGACGAGCCCCGCGGGCCGGAGAUCCCGCUGGACGCGUUCCAGUUCGAGAUGCGGGACCUCGACGCGGACGAGCUCAAGCGCGAGAUCCUCCGCGAGAUCUGGUUCUACCACUGGGACGCGCGCAACUCGUCGGCGAGCCGGUCCUCGGACGACGACGUCAUGUUCGCCGCGCUCACGGAGACGUACGCGGCGGGGUCCGAGGCCAAGCCGCACGAGCCGUCGUCCAAGGGCAAGCAAUAGCCGUUUGGUCGCUGUGACAUCGAAACCGCGCGCAGCUCGCGGCUGUACUUUUCGAAAAUCUGUUCACCUCUUCCCCCGAAACGCCAAGGAACGCGUCGGCCGAGUCCGGCUCAAUUCGGAUACCGCGCGCGCGCUCACGAGUAGCGCGCCGCCGGGAGAGGCCGCCCCCAUCGCGCGCCCUCCCCGGCCACUAUAAAUCCUCGUUUUGUCUC
Messenger RNA from Aureococcus anophagefferens, 1787 nucleotides. RefSeq lists its product as hypothetical. Gene Ontology annotation, cellular component: nucleus; cytoplasm. Gene Ontology annotation, biological process: protein phosphorylation; intracellular signal transduction. Gene Ontology annotation, molecular function: MAP kinase activity; ATP binding. The record is from RefSeq and is a predicted model, not a curated record. The transcript has 2 exons. Lineage: Eukaryota; Pelagophyceae; Pelagomonadales; Pelagomonadaceae. The coding region runs from base 73 to 1575 and encodes 500 amino acids.